Molecule: messenger RNA, 2337 nt
Organism: Notolabrus celidotus (New Zealand spotty)
Lineage: Eukaryota; Metazoa; Chordata; Actinopteri; Labriformes; Labridae
Gene: ska3
Product: spindle and kinetochore associated complex subunit 3
Exons: 12
Coding region: 156-1991 (611 amino acids)
Biological process (GO): mitotic cell cycle; chromosome segregation
Cellular component (GO): spindle microtubule; outer kinetochore
Source: RefSeq, a predicted model, not a curated record
AUGCAGUAAUUUUGUUUGCGAUCCGCCUUUAAAAUGAGAGUAGAAGAAGAAGAAGCAGCAUCCGGUUUAAUCCGGAAGAGGCGCCAAAAUCAAAAAGUUUCCCAGAGGAUAAAAGUCUAUGGUUCAAACUCACAACUCAGACUAUUUAACCGAAGAUGGAUCCAACGGCUCGAUUCUUCUCCAAGCUGAGGAAACUGUCUGUGACUUUAGAGACUGAGACAGAGAAGCUGAAGACAGACUUUGAAAACAGAAACAACAACGAAGAUGAUGAUGAUGACAGUGAAACUACAGCGAGAGCGAUGAGAGCGUAUCAUGAGAUGAACUGUGAUGUUGGUAACAUGAAGGGACAGAUCCAGGAACAUUUGGCUCAGCAGAAAGCCCGAGAGAGUGAAGUGAGCAGCUUCAUUAAGUCCUGUAGAGUGAUGAAGCAGAGGGUCACACAGGACAUCCAGACACUGAGGGGACACUGGGAAAAAUAUGGCUACCAAGCUCCACAAGACACCCAGAAACAAACCAAGGCUAAAAGUCAGGGCUCAGAAGCCGAAGAUGAAGCAGCAGACGAGGAUGAAGCUAACGCAGCAGAAGAAGAGGGAAGCCAGGAGGAGGCGAGAGGCGAUGACUCCACGUCGCCUUCAAACCCAGGUCCUCCGCCUUUCACCGAUGUGAUGCGAACCCCUCAGCUCUCUGACUUUGGCCUGUCUGAGAUGCAACUAAAAAGAGCUCUGGCGGGGGCGGCGUGGUGCGCUGAAGUGCCCCCGAUGCCAGAAAUGAGUCUCCCUCACCCUGCACUCAGCUCCCCAGCGCCCCCACCCAUGCCCUUGACUCCAAAAUGUGCCCUGCGGAUGGAUGAUGAUGAGCUUCAGACGCCACAAAUGCAUGACUUUGGGAUCUCCGAGCACACCAUGUGUCUGAACAACGACUUCACUAUGGAUCUCUUCCGGAAGAACGUUCCAAAGCCCCAAAGAGCAUCACAGGACAUGCCUGCACCUCCAGGUAACUCUCUGAUGGAGAGUUUGCAGACUCAAGCAAAUAAGCUGGAGUCCCCAGAGGCGCCCGUAUUUUGCACCCCAGGGUUCAAGAUUAAGAAGACAAACAGUCACUGCACCCCUCAGGCUCCAGGCAGUGAUGAUCCAGGGUCCCCUACUCUGCCUGAAAACCUGUCCACCACCCCUGAGGUCCCUGCCUUUCAAACCCCGUAUGUGAACAGACUGGUCAGCUCUAAAAAGAGAGCAUGGCAGGAUGAGCCCAUCAAAAUGCAAACUGAUGAUGACAGCCACAGCUUUGAACUCCAAACAACCCCUCCUAACGGAACAACCGGCUCCAAACGCACCUGGGAAUACAAUGUACCGGAUAUAUCCAUCACGGGUGCGGAGGACAAGCAGAUGCCAGAGAUGCCAAACCUGGAGUCCCUGCUCGGAAAUACUUUACAAAGUAGAAGUGCAAAAAUGCAGAAGAAGACCAGUGAGUAUAAAGAGACGACCAAGGAGCCCACUGUAAAGAGUCUGGAGCUGGAUGGACACAGCCAGGAGUUCAGCCUUAGGACCCCUAACGCCAGGAUGGACUACGAGGACCCCAGCACCCCGGAGAUGCCUGACCUCAGCUCUGUCACACAGGACAUCUGUAAACUUUUGUCCGAGGCUCAGAAGAAGAAGACUGCCGUGGCCGUUGUGAACCCAAAUAUCAGACCAGAGAAAGACAGAAACAGUCCUCUUUCUACAGCGAGGAGUCUACCUCUGGUGUCAGAGAGCGAGUUCCAGAGUCUACCCAGCUACCUGAAGCAGAUGACUCUCAGCAGCUUAAACCAGGCUGUUCACAGCAUCAACAGAUACUCAGGAGAACAGGCAGAGUUUCAGAUGGAGGAGCUGAGGAGGAUUACUAAUGUUGGACCCCGGACCCCCGUGUACAUCCUCUGUCUGACGGAGCUCAAGAGGCUGAAGCAUGUGGGAGGAGCCAGAAACACCUCUGUGUACACUCUGAGCAUGCACAACUAAAGGCUGCAUCACUCUCAUCCAGAUGAAACCUGUCACAGAGAUGACGGCCCCCUGCUGUGUCUCGUGCUUUCAUAUAUGUACUUUGCAAAAAAGAGACAACACUUAAUAAGAUGAAUCCUGACGUGUUAUCUUGACACUAUAAAGUAAGAUUGGUAAAAAUGAAUUGAUGUUAAAUACCUACACUGUAAAUGUUACUGAAGCAUGGCUCGUUAGUGCACUUCUGUGGCUUUGUUGUAGUUUUAAACUGUCUUGUAUAUAAUAAAAGAUUACACAGUUCUGCUCAGAAUAUUAAUAAACUUGAGAUUUUCAACUUUAAAAAUAAAGUUUGACUAAUGAUGGACAAGGA